AUGACGCUGCAGAAUGGGCUGGUGUUACCUGUUACCAAAAACUGUUCCCAUGCAGUCGCAGUAGCUAGCACAGCAGACUACAACAACAGGAACACCCUGAGAUGGGACCUGACCCCAGACCAGAUCAAGACCAUGACAGAGAGCCUGGUCCAGAGGAUCAAACAGGUCUACGAUGACAUUGGAUCUCUGGACAUAGAACAAGUGUCCAUUGAAAACACCUUAAAAGCCCUGGCCAAUGCCAAAUUAGAAUAUGCAGCACAGCGCCAUGUUCUGGAUUUCCCCCAAUACGUGUCUGCUUGUAAGGAGGUGCGCUCAGCGAGCACAGAAGCAGACAAGAAGCUGUCUGACUUUGAUGUGGAGACAAGUAUGAGGGAAGAUGUGUUUCACAGAGUGAUUGCCUUGCAGGAGAAGCAGCUGGACAAUCUAACGCCUGAGGCCAAGAGAUUCUUAGACCGUCUUAUCACAUUAGGGAAGAGGAAUGGAUUGCACUUGUCAAAGGAUAUACAGGAGGAAGUCAAAAGAUUGUCAAAACUCAUCAGUGAACUCUCAAUCGACUUCAACCAAAAUCUAAAUGAGGAAAACACGUAUCUAACAUUCAGUGAAAAUGAACUAAGUGGCCUAGCGGAUAGCUAUCUGAAUGGUCUGGAGAAGACUGAGGACAGGCGGUACAAGGUAACCUUGGCAUACCCUCACUACUACCCCCUGAUGAAGAGGUGCCACAUGGCUGAGACCAGGAGGAAGAUGGAGACUGCUUUCCAUAGCAGAUGUAAGGAGGUAAACACAGUCAUUCUGGAGAAGCUGAUUGAGCUGAGGUCAAAGGUGGCACAGCUACUGGGUUUCAGUACCCACGCCAACUGUGUGCUUGAUAUGAACAUGGCCAAGAAUACCAACAAUGUGGCAUGCUUUCUAGAUGAGUUCUAUGCGACACUGAAGCCGGUGGGAAUCAAGGAAAGGAAGUAUAUCCUGGCCCUGAAGAAGAGGGACUGUGCCAUGCGGGGAAAGGCCUUCGAUGGACAGAUCAACGCCUGGGACCUGCCCUACUACAUGAACCAGGUGGAGCAGGUGAAGUUUGCUGUAGACAAGGACAAGCUGAUCGAGUACUUCUCUCUGGAGGUGGUGACGGAGGGGUUGCUCAGUAUCUACCAGGAACUGCUUGGCCUCAACUUUAAGCGGGUAAACAGCGCCCACGUGUGGCACGACAACGUCAGCCUCUACUCUGUACUGGACACGGCCACUGGGGAGGAGAUUGGCCGGUUCUACUUGGACCUGCAUCCCAGAGAAGGGAAGUACGGUCAUGCUGCCUGCUUUGGGCUCCAGCCGGGCUGCCUGGGGCCUGAUGGGAAACGUAUGCUGCCGGUUGCGGCCAUGGUGGCCAACUUCACCAAGCCUACAAAAGGCUGGCCCUCUCUGCUGCAGCACCACGAGGUGGAGACCUUCUUCCAUGAGUUUGGCCACGUCAUGCACGAGCUCUGCUCUAGGACGACGUUCUCAGAGUUCAGUGGGACCCUGGUGGAGACAGACUUUGUGGAGGUGCCAUCUCAGAUGCUGGAGAACUGGGUAUGGGAGAAGGAGCCCCUGAGGAGGAUGUCUCGGCACUACAAAGACGGCAGCCCCAUCCCUGACAACCUGCUCAACAAACUCAUCGCCUCCAGAGUCGCCAACACAGGUCUGAUGAACCUGCGUCAGGUAGUGCUUAGUAAAGUGGACCAGUCUCUGCACACCAAGUCCCAUGCCGACACUGCCGAGGUGUUCGCCAAGCACUGCCAAGACAUCCUGGGGAUCCCCGCUACUCCAGGUACAAAUAUGACAGCUAGUUUUAGUCACUUGGCUGGGGGCUACGAUGGCCAGUACUAUGGCUACCUGUGGAGCGAGGUCUAUUCCAUGGACCUCUUCUUCAGUCGUUUCAAAAAGGAAGGAAUCAUGAACCCCAAGGUGGGGAAGGAGUACAGAAGGGUGAUUCUGGAGGCUGGUGGUUCUGUGGAUGGAAGGGACAUGCUGAAGACCUUCCUGGGUCGUGAACCUUGCCAGGAUGCCUUCUUUCAAUGCAAGGGAUUGGCCAAAGCUGAGGGAACACUGAAUGGUCGUCACUGA
This is a messenger RNA of Salvelinus namaycush (lake trout), 2091 nucleotides long. It is a transcript of the gene nln, whose product is annotated as neurolysin (metallopeptidase M3 family). The coding region runs from base 1 to 2091 and encodes 696 amino acids. Gene Ontology annotation, cellular component: mitochondrial intermembrane space. The transcript has 12 exons. Gene Ontology annotation, molecular function: metalloendopeptidase activity. NCBI's taxonomy places the organism in Eukaryota, Metazoa, Chordata, Actinopteri, Salmoniformes, Salmonidae. The record is from RefSeq and is a predicted model, not a curated record. Gene Ontology annotation, biological process: peptide metabolic process; proteolysis.